AUGCUGAAGAACAACGGCAGCUACGAGAAAGUCCUUAACAAAAUGCCUGUGGUCGACCUUCAUCACCAGCGAAGUCAAACUGCGAGUCUACCUAUCCGCAAUUCGCCCUAUCAUGAUAUUUGGAUGGGGACUUGGGCAACACCGUCUGCGGUGAUGGAGAGGCUUGAUUGCACGGAAAGGAAGCUGCUCAGACGGCUUUCUGGGAUAUGGGAUAGCGACGAAUGGAUUGGUUCUGUGCAAGUUCUCGCAGAAGAUCGAGAAGGUUGGGCCGAGCUAUGUUUAUGGACGACAUACAUCGGCGAAGAUGAGGGUAAUCGCGUCACCGAUGACAUCAGCCCGCCGACUAAGUCAAGUAUAGUGCUGCAAGUUAGAGGAGGACCUGCUGCAAAUAGAUUAAGAACCUUUAUCAGCGCCUCGAUAUAUGUGGUUCAAGGGAACUAUUAUAAGGUAGAGAAGAGCAUCAAUGAAUCGAUCCUUGAUACUAGUGCUUGGAAUGAAAUUUGGUAUGCAAUACUCGGACAAGAGAUCAAAGAAAGAUAA
Messenger RNA from Necator americanus (New World hookworm), 540 nucleotides. RefSeq lists its product as uncharacterized. The record is from RefSeq and is a predicted model, not a curated record. The coding region runs from base 1 to 540 and encodes 179 amino acids. The transcript is spliced from 5 exons. Lineage: Eukaryota; Metazoa; Nematoda; Chromadorea; Rhabditida; Ancylostomatidae.